AAACAGCAGGUUGUUUAGUGAGUAGGACAGCUAGAGUAUGAGGGAGCAAAUAUGAAUAUGAUUGAUGCUACAACAUAUUAGUCCUGAUAACUGCUUCAAAAAACAAAGCAAAUCAUGUGGUACCUUCAUGCCCUGUACUGUACAUGGGCUUUAAAACACUGCAGUAUAAAUGUAGAAAUAUUGACAUUAAUAUAUUUUCUGUGAAUACUCUGCCAUUGCUCACUGCUGAUAAGCAUCUAAUGUAGCUACACUGCACAAUUCCAAUGUUUUUUCCCCCCUGUGACAGAAAUACAAUGAGUUCUGGUGAUAAAUCUUCCUCCCGACCUGUGAGGGCGCUAAAGAACGGGAGGAGAAGUAUCUGGAAGGGCUGGCCUGACAGUUCGUUUCCGGGACCGGGAAGUGGGUCAGCCUGGAAGGAAGCGAGACUCUGUUGUAAGACCGUAUUGAUUUGACAGGUAAACAAGGGGCAGCUGCAAGUAAAAAGGCAGCUGCAACCGUUUACCUAGAUAUCAUGCGGGAUUACAUAUAGGGGCCAGGGUAACGCUGUUCUUUUCCUUCGUUUGGGUUAAACGGGAGAGAGAGAAGGACUGAGAGAGGAGCUCUCAAUAACGAAAAUAAAAGAGACGUGAUACGUGUUUUUGGUGUUGUGUUUGUCUGUGUGGUAAUUGUUUGUGUUUUACUUCACCAGACAGUUAGAGCACAUCUCCGGAGCUGUCGCCGAGGGUCAGCACAAUCCGGAGCACCACUGCACUAAACGUCACGGAAAUACUUGUGUUUGCACUAAGCACCAGCACGACUGCACUCACCCAGGACUGGUGACCGUGUGUUCUUUUUGUUCGGGACUGUGCCCUGUUUUGUUAUCCCCGUGCUUUACACAUUGGUGUGUAUAGCCGGGGGUUUAUUAGUUAACGGUCACCAGACCUGGAUUAUAAAUAAAACACCAUUUUUCCACUGUAUACCGUUGUCUGCCUGUUCACUCCUGCAUCGCAUCACCGCUACACCUGUUCCCCUUCACUAGCCACUUUGCCACACGUGGUGUCAGAUCCGGGAUCAUGGAUCGCAACGCACUGGCGGAGCUGCUGCAGGCGCUGGAGAGCAGACGCGACGCAGAGGAGAGGAGGAGGGAGGAGCGCUACACGGCGCUCAUUGAACGGGUAGGGCUGGCCGUUGCCGCAGCAACGACCCCUACCACAACACCGCUGAUGUCGCCCCCGAAGGCACGGGCAAUGAAGAUGUCGGCGGAGGAUGACCCGGAGGCGUAUUUGGUGGCGUUCGAGCGGCUGGCUACCGCGGCGGCUUGGCCGCGGGAGUUCUGGGCCAGCCAGUUGGGACCCUGCCUGAUUGGGGAGGCUCAGGCAGCCUACCAAGCCAUGAGCGACCAUCACGCCACCGAGUAUGACCUGGUCAAGCAGGCUAUCCUCCGCCGGCUGAACAUCACCACGGAGACCCACCGGGCGCGGUUUAGGGAGUACCGGAGAGCCCCGGAGACACGCCCCAGGGUGGUUGCAGAGCGGUUGUGCGACCACAUGGUGCAUUGGCUGACCCCCGGGAAGAAGACCGCCCAGCAGAUGGGGGAAGCCAUUGUGGUAGAGCAAUUUUGCCAUGUGGUCGGCGCCGAAACCCAGGCGUGGAUACGGCGCCACAACCCCGACACCCUGGAGGAGGCGGUCAAAUUGGCUGAAGACUUCGAAGACUCCCUGACUUCUGCCCGGAUCGGGAUCCUGUCGGCCCCUGCCCUUCGGAGCAGCCGACCUCUCCCUCCCUCUCCUCCAACACCACCACCACCACCCCCCCCCCGCGUUCCAGGGACCCAGACCUCCUAGAACACCGACCCCAUUGGGCCCCCUUGCCUCCCCCCCAUGGAGACCAAGGUUGGCCCCCAGCUGGGGUAGAGGUGCUGCCCCUGCCCCGUUGCCAUACCAGCAGCGGGACAGAUUUAUGACCUAUGCCCCCUCUGUCCCUCCUAUCUGUUUUAGGUGCCACCAGCCGGGACAUCUGGCCAGGUCAUGCCCCGCUGCCAUGGAGUGUGACGUGGCCGCGUGCAAUUGGGCACCUGAAACUGACAGUUAGAGCACAUCUCCGGAGCUGUCGCCGAGGGUCAGCACAAUCCGGAGCACCACUGCACUAAACGUCACGGAAAUACUUGUGUUUGCACUAAGCACCAGCACGACUGCACUCACCCAGGACUGGUGACCGUGUGUUCUUUUUGUUCGGGACUGUGCCCUGUUUUAUUAUCCCCGUGC
Acipenser ruthenus (sterlet) is the source of this 2243-nucleotide messenger RNA. RefSeq names its product SCAN domain-containing protein 3-like. NCBI's taxonomy places the organism in Eukaryota, Metazoa, Chordata, Actinopteri, Acipenseriformes, Acipenseridae. The coding region runs from base 1053 to 1823 and encodes 256 amino acids. The record is from RefSeq and is a predicted model, not a curated record. The transcript has 2 exons.